AUGGCACCUCACGUUCAAGAGCCCGCUGUCCCGAUUCCAGUCUCCAAGGCAAAGAGCGUGGUAUUCGACCACGACAAUGUCUCGAAGCCCGUCGCGGACGAUUUCAUGUACGACUUCAAGUACAACCACAGUCUGCCUACAACCGAUGUUUUGGGGGUUGACAUCCCCGCCGAUUGCGACGCCCAGAAGGAGGCUGAGGGUAUCGUAGCCCGUCUCGAAGCAGCGACAACAAAAAAGGACGCACAGGCUUUUGCUGCUCUGUUUCUUGAUUAUGGCGUCUGGCGUGACAAGCUCUCCUUCACCUGGGACUUCCGCACAUUCAACUUCAGAGCCGCCAUCUUAAAAGCCGCCACCGAUCUGCUGCCUCAAACGAAGGCCAGGAACUUCAGCUUCCUUAAGCCACCACCUUCAGUGUCUCGCCCAUACCCUGACUUCUCCCAGCUGCAAUUCGUUGUAUUCUUCGAGACUGAGAUUGUCCUUGCGUCAGCCGUGAUCAAUGCAGUCUUAACUAAAGAUGGCUGGAGAAUUUACACCAUGCAUACUGUUGCCGAGAGCCUCAAGGACUUCCCCGAACAGUCUGCACCAGAUGGACAUAUGACUGGUAUUACCAGCUGGGAGAGCCAGAGAUCCGAAGCCAUCAACACUGUCGACCCCGAAGUUCUGAUCAUCGGUGGUGGUCAAAAUGGUUUGGCAAUGGCAGCCCGCCUGAAAGUCCUCGGCAUGGAAAACCUCAUCAUCGAACGCAGCGCCGAAGUCGGCGACGUCUGGAAAAAUCGCUACGAAUACCUCUCCCUCCACUUCCCACACUGGCCCGACCACCUCCCCUACUUCCAAUACCCCCAGCACUGGCCCACCUACACACCAGCCCAGAAGCAGGGCUUGUACAUGAAGUGGUACGCCUCCGCGCUGGAACUCAACGUCUGGACCAAAUCACAGGUCAUCAAGGCCGAGCAGGACGGACAAGGUAACUGGACCGUCAUCAUUAACAAGGAUGGUGAAACCCGGAAAUUACAUCCUAAGCAGCUCAUCAUGGCUACAUCGCUCUGCGGCGUCCCCUAUACCCCGUCUGUACCAGGCAUGGCCGAGUUCCGCGGUAUAGUCCGACACUCCAGCGCACACUCCAGCGCGCGCCAAUUCGCCGGGAAGAAAGUCUGCGUCGUGGGAACCUCGUCAUCAGGCUUCGAUACGGCGUACGAGUGCGCGCGUCUCGGAAUCGAUGUUACGCUGCUCCAGCGCUCGCCUACCUACGUCAUGUCGUUGACCCAUUCUGUCCCGCUUAUGCUGGGCGGGUACGCGCCGGAUAGGAACGGGAGAUUGCCUGAUAUUGAGGUCCAGGAUCGGCUUAAUUUCGCUACGCCUGUUGGACCGGGGGAAGAGCUUGCUAGGCGGACUGCGAAGAAGUUAGAAGAGCUUGAUGGGUCGCUGCUUGAAGCUCUGAAUGCGCGUGGGUUGCGGACGUGGCGUGGUCAGCGCGAUACUGGGAAUUCUACGCUCGGUCAGACUCGCAAUGGAGGGUUCUAUUUUGAUGCGGGGGCCUGUGACGAGAUCAUUAAUGGUAAUAUCAAGGUGGAGGCUGGGUUCAUUGAGAAAUUCACUAAAGACAAGGUGAUACUGAACGGUGGCCGUGAGAGGGAGUUUGAUCUGGUAAUCUUUGCUACUGGGUUUUCGAACACGAUUGACUCGAUUCGAGGGACUUUGGGGGAGAAGAUGGCUAGCCAGUGUGGCCCGAUUUGGGGGAUUGAUGAGGAGGGCGAGUAUAAGACUGCGUACAAGGAGACGGGGGUUCCUAAUAUGUGGAUUAUGGUCGGAUUCCUGCCGAUGACGAGGUAUGCCUCGAGGUUUCUCGCUUUGAGGUUGAAGGCGCUGAAGGAGGGUAUCUCGCCGCCGCCUUACAAGCUUUAG
Messenger RNA from Aspergillus puulaauensis, 1902 nucleotides. Its product is annotated as flavin-containing monooxygenase. Lineage: Eukaryota; Fungi; Ascomycota; Eurotiomycetes; Eurotiales; Aspergillaceae. Gene Ontology annotation, molecular function: monooxygenase activity; flavin adenine dinucleotide binding. The coding region runs from base 1 to 1902 and encodes 633 amino acids. The transcript has 3 exons. The record is from RefSeq and is a predicted model, not a curated record.